Messenger RNA from Nycticebus coucang (slow loris), 2058 nucleotides. RefSeq names its product adhesion G protein-coupled receptor E2-like. The record is from RefSeq and is a predicted model, not a curated record. Gene Ontology annotation, cellular component: membrane. Gene Ontology annotation, biological process: adenylate cyclase-activating G protein-coupled receptor signaling pathway; cell surface receptor signaling pathway. The transcript has 15 exons. Gene Ontology annotation, molecular function: calcium ion binding; G protein-coupled receptor activity. NCBI's taxonomy places the organism in Eukaryota, Metazoa, Chordata, Mammalia, Primates, Lorisidae. Bases 1 to 2058 code for a protein of 685 amino acids.
AUGUGUGUCAACACCACUGCCUGUCGCUGCAAGCCAGGAUUCAUUUCCUCAAUGGAGGAGACCUUCAGUGACCCCACAGGGACUUGUGAUGACAUCAACGAGUGUACAUCACACACGGGAGUGUUCUGUGGAAAAUUCGCAAACUGCUAUAACAUGGAAGGGAGCUACUACUGCCUAUGCAUCCCAGGAUAUGGGCUCACUUCCAGGGCUAAAACUUUCCAGAAUGAGAGUGAGAACACAUGUCGAGAUGUGGACGAGUGUCAGCAGAACCCCAGAAUUUGUAAAGGCCACAGCAUCUGCAUCAACACCCCGGGCAGCUACACCUGCCAGUGCCCACCUGGCUUUGUGUUCAAACCAAUGGACCCAGAGCUGUGCACAGAGACACCCUUCACCCACUGGACCCUGCCCCCCGGUGGCAACAGCCAGAGUCUCUCUGCCUUCUUUGACAAAAUCCAGGAUCUGGGCAGAGACUUGGAGUCAGCCUCAGCCCAGGACACCAUCAAGGACCUCAUGCAGCUGGUAGAUGAGCUGCUGGAGACCCCUGGAGACCUGCAGACCCUGCCCCGCUCACAGCAGCACUAUGUGGCCACUCACCUACUGGUUGGCCUGGAGGACGUCCUGAGAGGACUGAGCAAGACCCUGCCUGAUGGGCUGUUGACCUUCAAUUACUCUGCAGGCACAGAACUGUCCCUGGAGGUACAGGACCAAGGAGACAAGAAUGUCACCUUGACUCAGAAUCAGGCAAAGAUGCAGCUGAACUGGAAUCUGGCACAGAAACCUGGUGACACAGGCCCUUCUGUGGUGGGCCUUGUGUCCACUCCAGGGAUGGGCAAGUUGCUGGCCGAGGCCCCCCUGGUCCUGGAUCCUGAGCAUCUGGCAGCUCUGCAUGAAACACACAAGGGCUGGCUGCAGGAUGUCCCCCCAGUCCUGCUCUCAGAUGUCACCUCUGCCUUUCUGAGCAACAAGAACACCCAGAACCUCAGCUCCCCAGUUACUUUCACUUUCUCCCAUCAUUCAAUGAUCCCUGGGCCAAGGCAGAAUGUAUUCUGUGCCUUCUGGGAGCGUGGCCAGAGUGGAUGUGGACAUUGGGCCACCACAGGCUGCAGGACAGUGGACCCCAGAGACACCAGCACCACCUGCUGCUGCACCCACCUCAGCACCUUUGCUGUCCUCAUGGCGCACUACAACGUGCAGGAAGACCGUCUGGUGCUGACCUUCAUCACCUACGUGGGGCUGGGCCUCUCUCUGUUGUGCCUCCUCCUGGCAGCCCUCACCUUCCUCCUGUGCAAGGCCAUCCAGAACACCAGCAACUCCCUGCACCUGCAGCUCUCCAUCUGCCUCUUCCUGGCCCACCUCCUUUUCCUCACGGCAAUUGAUCAAACCAAACCCAAGGUGCUGUGCACCAUCAUCGCAGGUGCCCUACACUAUCUGUACCUGGCCUCCUUCACCUGGAUGCUGCUGGAGGGCCUGCACCUCUUCCUCACUGCACGGAACCUGACGGUGGUCAGCUACUCCAGUGGGAGCACAUUCAUGAGGAGGCUCAUGUUUCCUGUGGGCUAUGGAGUCCCAGCUGUGAUUGUGGCCAUUUCUGCAGCAUCCAGGCCUCACCUUUAUGGAACACCUGCCCGGUGCUGGCUCCACCCAGAAAAGGGAUUUAUAUGGGGCUUCCUUGGACCCAUCUGCAUCAUCGUCUUUGUAAAUUUGGCUUUCUUUUUGAUGACCCUCUGCAUUUUGAGAAACAGACUAUCCUCUCUCAACAGUGAAGUGUCUACCCUUCAGAAUACAAGAAUGCUGACAUUUAAAGUGACAGCUCAGCUCUUCAUCCUGGGAUGCACGUGGUGUCUGGGCAUUCUGCAGGUGGGUCCAGCAGCCGAGGUGAUGGCCUACCUCUUCACCAUCAUCAACACGCUGCAGGGUAUCUUCAUCUUCCUGGUCUACUGCCUCCUCAGCCAGCAGGUCCGGGAGCAGUACAGGACAUGGUUCAAGAAGAUCAGGAAAUUGAAAGCUGAGCCUGAGACGUACACACUCUCCAGCAGGGCUAUUUCUGACAUGACCUAA